ACGACGCUCCCUCUUGGCGUUUUGGGGCUUCCGCGACUUGACACAUCUCGAGCUCGGAACGAAAAACCAAUGGCGACGGAAGAAGUCGCCGUCGAGGGUGGAGACGUCGACCGGCGCGACGUGUCGGCGUCGACGGAAGAAGUUUCCGUCGAGGGGGGCGGCGUCGACCGGCACGACGUGUUUGUGUCGCGCCUCACUCCGACCGCCAGAGGGCCCACCGCCAGGCCCAACGCCAUCUCCGUCGAGAUCGUCGACGUCGACAGGUACGAAGCGUCGGGGCCGCGCCUCGCUUCGAUCGCCGCCGGGGGCAGCACCAAGUCCAACGCCAUCUCCGUCGAGCAAUACACCGAGGACAGAGACCUCCACGAAGCGAUCGCGGCUUCUCUUCUACAAACCGGGUCCCAAAGCCUCGACAAGGACGACGACGUGCGAGUCCUGGACUCGUUUCCCGCCGGAACUCGGUCAUCGUCUUCGCGGAAGCGAAAGAAGACGUACAGUUGCUCCUCGGUCACCGAAGCAGGUCAGACGUCGAAUUCCAAGCCCGUUCCUUCGUUCAUCUGUGAAAUCUGCGUCGAGCCAUUGGCGAAAAGCGACCUGUUUCGAAUCAAGGGCUGUAGUCACGCGUAUUGCAACGAUUGCGUGGCUAAAUACGUAGCUUCGAAGCUUCAAGACAACGUGACGCGCAUAGGCUGCCCUGUCUCGGGCUGCGGCGGCGUUCUGGAGCCGGGGUAUUGCAGCUCGAUACUCCCUCCGGAGGUGUUCGAUCGUUGGGGAAAUGCAUUGUGCGAGGCUCUGAUUUUGGAGGCGGAGAAAUUUUACUGCCCGUUUAAGGAUUGCUCGGCAUUGUUGAUCAAAGAUGGAGGCGCGGCGGUCGUGAGGGAAUCGGAGUGUCCGAAUUGCCGGAGAUUGUUCUGUGCGCAGUGUAGAGUGCCAUGGCAUGCGGGGUUAGAGUGUCAGGAGUUUCAGGGGUUGAAUGAGGGAGAGAAAGGGAGAGAGGACAUAAUGAUUCAGCUGGCUCCAUCUUCGUCCUUGCGAAAGCCAAAGUGCAAGACGAAGCCCUACAGUGUGUCAUUGGCCACCGAAACAGAUCAGCCGUUGAAUUCUGAGAAAGGGAGGGAGGACAUAAUGAUUCGGCUGGCUCCAUCAUUGUCCUCGCAAAAGCCAAAGCGCAAGAAGAAGCCGUACAGUGGGUCAUUGGUCACCGAAAUAGAUCAGCCGUUAAAUUCCAAGCCAGAUGCUUCAAUUAUCUGUGAAAUUUGCAUCGAGCCAAGGACAAACAGCGACCUGUUUCAUAUUAAGGGUUGUAAUCACACGUAUUGCGUUGAUUGUGUUACUAAAUACGUAGCUUCAAAGCUUCAGGACAAUGUGACGCACAUAGAUUGCCCUGUCUCGGGAUGUGGCGGCCUUCUGGAGCCGGAGUAUUGUAGGUCGAUACUCUCUCCGGAGUUGUUCGAUCGUUGGGGCAAUGCAUUGUGCGAAGCUCUGAUUUUGGAGGGGGAGAGGUUUUACUGCCCGUUUAAGGAUUGCUCAGCAUUGUUGAUCAAUGAUGGAGGCGUGGUCGUGAGGGAAUCAGAGUGUCCGAAUUGCCGGAGAUUAUUUUGUGCAGAGUGUAGAGUGCCAUGGCAUGCAGGGGUGGAGUGUCAGGAGUUUCAGGAAAUGAAGGAGGGGGAGAGAGGGAGGGAGGACAUAAUGUUGAUGAAGCUGGCUGAGAAGAAACAUUGGAGGAGGUGCCCUAAGUGCAGGUUCUUUGUUCAGAAAAUUUCUGGUUGCGCUUUUGUGAAGUGCAGGUGCAGAGUUGAAUUUUGCUACCGAUGUGGAGCCCAGGCAAAAGAAUCGCAUUAUUGUACUAAAUGUCGGGGUUGAAUCCACUCGGCACGAUGUGCACGAUCUCUUCUUUAUGCUGUUGCAGUACGACGGUAUAUACAUCCUGUUGCAGGAGCAUCUUGCUCCAUGGGACAAUUAUCAAGCUCAACUCAUGUUCUAGACCAAUCCUUACUCUUGCAAGCAAGUGCUAAUUUCGUUGAAUCAAUGGGUCCAUGUCUAAAGCUGUUGAUUCAGCUUGCUAGACUAGUUGUCGAUUUCAUCUUUGCCAAUCGGCUCCCAAGAUGUUUAGACUCCUAAUUAACUACCUAGCAGCCGGAAGUAGUUCUGAUCCGUUUCCAUGGUUGUUUGUGGAUUUUCUAAGGUGGCUAUUCAUCUUCCAAUGGUAGCGGACGAAUUUGGGGUGUCCAAUAUUAGAUUCAUGCAUGGUCUUAGUCAAAUGCAUUUACUCCUAGUUUUUGUGAAUAUUUAUUCUGAAGUCAGUGUCAAGGGUCUUAAUAAUGUACAAGAUACAAGGCUUGAAUUUAAAUGCAUGCGAGAUUUUCCUCAA
Rhodamnia argentea is the source of this 2371-nucleotide messenger RNA. RefSeq lists its product as uncharacterized. Gene Ontology annotation, biological process: positive regulation of proteasomal ubiquitin-dependent protein catabolic process; ubiquitin-dependent protein catabolic process; protein polyubiquitination. Gene Ontology annotation, molecular function: zinc ion binding; ubiquitin conjugating enzyme binding; ubiquitin protein ligase activity. Gene Ontology annotation, cellular component: cytoplasm; ubiquitin ligase complex. Lineage: Eukaryota; Viridiplantae; Streptophyta; Magnoliopsida; Myrtales; Myrtaceae. The coding region runs from base 70 to 1863 and encodes 597 amino acids. The record is from RefSeq and is a predicted model, not a curated record. The transcript is spliced from 4 exons.